AUGCGCGCGGAGGAGGGCGAGCAUCGCGGGGGGGGGGUCGGCGAUGUCGGUUCGUUCGCUCGACGCGUACGAGUCGUGCACGAACGAAACGCGUUCAUCACGCUGCCUCCAGAUAUCGUCUCGGCGGUGCUCCGGUCGAGAGACGCCGGCGGCGAGUAUCCGCGACACGUCGUCUUGGAGUUUCGGGACGAAAAUUCACGCGGAAAGCCGCGCGUAGUGCACUGCGCGUGGGCUGGUGGUGUCACGUCUGGGGGGGAGACGACUCGCGAGAUCGGCGUCCCACACGCGUUGGCCGAGUUGCUCGACAUCCAGGACGGAGACGACGCGCGUCUCACGUUCGGCGCGCCCUCGGAGUCCGCGACGGCGGAGAGCGUGACGGUUUCACCGCUCUCCGCGGAUGAUUGGGAAGCGGUUCUGGGUCAGGCUGAGGCGAUGGAGGCGACGCUUUUGUCACAAAUCGGGCUCGCGGCGCUCGGUCAGGCGGUUCCUUUCUACGCUCCUGGAGGUGGAAAGCCGCUCUCUUUACGAGUUCUUUCAAUCAAUCCCUCAGAUGUCGCGGUGGUGCGGUUAGCGCCGGACACAGAGCUCAUCGUUGAACCGUGGUCAAAGGGUGAGGCGGACGACGUGGACGACUUGGAAGAGUACUUGAAGGAUGGUAUAGAUUUACGCGAAUGGUUGAAGAAUUACGACGAGACGAAGACGUCAACGGCGCUGCGCUUGCAAAAUCCCACGGGGAGAUGCGCCGAGCUGUUGCACAAAAGACUUCGGGAUAUCUCUUACGAUGCACGCGAGGUGGGACGUUUCGAGCAAGCCUUGGAGGUGCCGGUGACUACCUCCAUUGCCGUGUCUGCAGCAACCGCGAAGGAGCACAAGAUGCGUCACGGCUCUCUCGUGCGCGUCUUCAAAUAUUCGUUUGAACGCGAGUUUGACUUGACAAGAACGGAUGAAGACAUCCCCUCACUCUUCUUGCAAGUAUUCGUGGUGGAAGAAGAAGACGUUAUCGCUCCCAAGCACGUCGCUAUGUCGCAAUCGGCGGCUCGCUCGCUCGCCCUAUUUCAGGGUGACUACGUGCGGAUCAAGGAGUGUGACGAAGCAAAUGUCAGGGAGCCGACAACCUUCACCGCUCGCUUGAGGCCGUUGUUGCCACCUUUGCCGUUGGAUUCCAUGGAGGAGCGCGCGCCAGCAGCGGACAUCUUCACAAAAAGACGAACGCUGCUAUCCAUCGCCAACGCGCUGGGGCCGGCGUACACCGUGGUCCUCGGUUUCAAUGCGGCGGGCAUCGAUGUCGACAGCAAGAUGACGACCAAGUUCUUAGACGACAGCGCGCGAGCACUCUUCGUGUCUUGGAUGCGCGAACAGUCGUCGAUGCACGAUUCAAAGUCGGUCAUCUUGAGCUCCAAGACUCCGGUGACGUUCAAAUUGCCCAACUCUGGUCUGCACUCGGUUUUCGAAUUGGAGCUCAAGUAUCCAUCGUCCGCGCAGGUUGAGAGUCCGGAUAAGCCAGCGCGAGUGAGCCUGAAGAGUGUCGUCGAUGGACAAGUCCAAAUUGAACUCGGCGCGCCGAUACGCUUACCUCGAAAAUCGCCAGAGAGGAAUCCAGCUCCAGGCGUCACGGUGUGGCCGCGAAUCGCGGACGACGGUGAGUUCGCGCACAUUCCCGGCGCUGCGCUGCGUGAAUGCACGGAUGAAGCACUCAAACAACUCAAGGUAAGUUUGUGGUUUGACGCGAUCAAGAUGCACGAUGAUUACGGCAUUGGUAUGUGCCCUGGAAUCCUCGUCACGGGCGCGAAGGGUCGAGGACGUUCGAGACUGGUCAAGUCACUGUGUAAGCAGCUCGCUGAGGACAUGAAAGCACUCAGCUGUGUCGUCGAGAUUGACUGCGCUAACCUUCCAAAACCGCACAUCAAAACUUUGGAGGCGAUUCGCGCCGGGUUCAAGGCUGCGGACGAGCGACGGCCAUCGAUUUGCUAUCUACUAAACCUAGAGCAGGCGUGUCCAGCGGGUGGUGAAGAGGGUGAGAAAGCAGACGACAAUUACCACUUGUCUUGUCUCGUCGCAGAGGAGAUGAUAGAGCUCUCCGAUGCGGAUUCUGUGUUUUUCAUUGCAACAACGAGUGAACGAGAGGCAUUGUGUGAGCCUCUUCGUGAAAAAGACGUCUUUGAUUACGAGUUCGAAGUUCGCAAACCUAACAUGGACGCGAGAAGAGACGUUCUGUUAUCUUACGCGGCGCAUCGCGAGGUGCUGUUACACGAAGAAGACGCUGACGCGUUUUCGCAGUGCACUGAUGGUUACGAUGUUGGCGAUUUGCGCGUCAUGAUUGAUAGAGCGAUGAAUACUGUGAUGGAACGUGAGCCGGAAGGCGUGAAACGUGAGUCGCUUCGGAUCACGCACGCGGACCUGACGACCGCGGCGAAAGGAUAUGUCCCCAUCGACCAAGCGGCGUUGGCGAAAUCGGAUGGCCCUCGAGGAGAGGGCGUUGAUAACUACACCGAAGGUUUCGAUCAUAUCGGCGGCUUCGAUGACAUCAAAGCUAUUCUGGACGAAGCGAUGGCACUUCCAGCGCGAUAUCCAAAGAUUUUUGCUCAAUGCCCGUUGCGUCUGCCUUCGGGCGUUCUCUUGUACGGUGCUCCGGGGAGCGGCAAAUCGGCGCUCGCGAAAGCGGCAAUCGUAAAUGCUGGUCUACGUUCCAUCACGAUCAAAGGUCCCGAGUUGUUCAGCAAGUAUUACGGCGAGAGCGAAGCUGAGCUGAGAAGACUGUUCCGUCGCGCACAGGACGCUGCACCGUGCGCACUGUUCUUCGACGAAUUCGAGUCGCUCGUUCCACGGCGAGGAAGUUCCGACGGAGGCGUCACCGACCGCAUGGUAAAUCAAUUCCUAACCCUUCUUGAUGGCGUGGAUUCGCUCGUUGGCGUGUUUGUCAUCUGCGCGACGAGUCGACCAGACGUUGUCGAUCCGGCGUUGUUGCGUCCAGGGCGACUCGACCACGUGCUGUACCUGCCGAUGCCCGAUGCGAGUCACCGCGAGGCAAUCAUGGAGUGCGUGCUACGUACUCGAAACGUAAAGUGCGGUCCAGGGGUCGAUCUCGUCGCCAUGGCUCGCGACAUGGAAGGCUACUCCGGGGCUGAUAUCGACGCUUUCGUGAGCGAGUGCGAAAACGUCGCGUCGCGUCGCAUCAUCAAAUCUUUUCUAGCGGAAAGCGAACUUGACAAAGAGGCGCAAGCGCCGACGGAGCCACCGCCAAUCGAGGUGACCGAUAUCAAAGAGGCGAAAAAGACGGCAGGGAAGCCGUCUCUGUCUAAAGAGACGAUUCGCUACUUUGAAGGCAUACACGGUGAGUUUCGGAAAAGUCGAGAGCCGAACGCGAUAAUUCAAGGUGACGUCGCGACGAAACAAACGUACGCCGGCUUGUAG
Messenger RNA from Ostreococcus tauri, 3411 nucleotides. RefSeq names its product Peroxisome biogenesis factor 1, N-terminal. Gene Ontology annotation, cellular component: peroxisome; cytosol; peroxisomal membrane. Gene Ontology annotation, biological process: protein import into peroxisome matrix. The transcript has a single exon. Bases 1 to 3411 code for a protein of 1136 amino acids. Gene Ontology annotation, molecular function: ATP binding; ATP hydrolysis activity. The record is from RefSeq and is a predicted model, not a curated record. NCBI's taxonomy places the organism in Eukaryota, Viridiplantae, Chlorophyta, Mamiellophyceae, Mamiellales, Bathycoccaceae.